AUGGCCUGGAAAGCGUUGCGUUACUUCUUCUUACUCUUGAACUCUAUGCUGCCCGCCCUUGCCAAAAGCCAUGUCUUCGAGUUGACUCCCGAGACCUUCGAUUCAUACAUCUGCGAGCACGAGACGGUCCUUGUGCAAUUCGGCUCGCCAUGGUCAGCUCACUGCAGAAGACUUACUCCGGCGUUCGAAAAGGCAGCCGGGUUCCUCAAGGACUACAACAUCCAUCUCGCCACAAUCGACUGCCCGACAUACUAUGACAUGUGCGAGCGUCAUGGCAUCACGAGCUAUCCGAUGAUGAGGAUCUAUGAUGGUGAUCCUGAGGACUUCAGGCCGUAUGAGGGUGGAAGGGCCGUGGAAGACAUCAUCAAAUACAUGUCAGGCCAGACGUGUCCGCCUGAGAUCUGUCCCAGAACAACAGCCAAAAAGCCGCGUCCACCAACACGUCCAACCCCAACACCACUACCGAACCCAUAUCCAAACUCCACCGCGCCAAACGCGGUCUGGAUCUCCGACAACCACACCGAAGCGCUGGUCAAACUCCAAUUACCUGGUCUAGAAACCCUCUCACCGCCAACUGACAACCCAACGCGCCCCCUUUCCGUCCUGCUCAACUUUGCCAUCUCCCCCAACUCUCACCAUCUCCUCCUCAACUCUCGCCCCCUCGCCCUCACCAUCCCCUCGCCCUCCCGCCCGCAGCGACUGGAAGCCGCCCGCGUCCUCACCGACUUCGACAUCACGGACACCAACAAACUGCGCCUUGGUGAUCUCGACUACGUAAGAACAGAAGCCGGCCACUUACUCACCGGGCUGGACUACUCCCUCUCCGCUCGCAACCGAGAUGAUCCGGGGAUACGUUACUACAUCUACCACCCAGAACUGUACCUCGAAAUCAUCGGCGCCGGACUACCUGGCCUACAGGUGCAGACAACGUUGAUGGAUUCCGCAGAGCAGAAAUGGCUCAAAAUCAAUCUCCGCGAAACCAACAGAGUCCCCUCAGAUGACCCUAACCGCUCGUUCGUGAUCGACAGUAUCUCGAUCGAAGACCGGGCUCAGAAUCACAAGGCGCCGAGACCGGACGACAAGACUUGUAGUCUCUGGAGCUGGCGAUGUGCAGACACCGCGGAUCCGCCGUGGUAUCAGUUCGUGUGGAGGGCGAAUUUCGAUGAGUUUGGACGGAUUGGGUGUUUGAGGCGAGCGCUGUUGAUGCGGAAGGCGGAGGUGGAGAUGGUAUUGCCGGUGCCGUGGUGGGUGGUGGGAGUGUUGGCGGUGGGAGGGCUGGGGUGGCGGGUGAGGGGGAGGUGCAGGAGAAGAGGGAAGGAGGGGCUGCCGGUCAAGGUUGGGGAGGUGGUUAAGGAGCGGAAAUGA
Saxophila tyrrhenica is the source of this 1365-nucleotide messenger RNA. RefSeq names its product protein disulfide-isomerase precursor. The record is from RefSeq and is a predicted model, not a curated record. The transcript is spliced from 3 exons. Lineage: Eukaryota; Fungi; Ascomycota; Dothideomycetes; Mycosphaerellales; Extremaceae. The coding region runs from base 1 to 1365 and encodes 454 amino acids. Gene Ontology annotation, molecular function: protein disulfide isomerase activity. Gene Ontology annotation, cellular component: endoplasmic reticulum. Gene Ontology annotation, biological process: protein folding.